CCAUCAUUACAAGCAUCACUAUGAAGCAGCCCACAUUACCCCCCAAAAACCCUAAAUUCCAAAACCAUUCUCUCUCUUUUUAAUAUUCUUUACUUUUUUUUGUUGAUUUUGAUUUGGUUUGCUUUCUUUUCUCCACAAGACAGAGAGCUUUUUUCCUCUUAUUUUCCCUCCUUUUUCCAACCCACAAAACCCAAAUCUCAGACAAAGAGACAGUCUCUCUGAGAUUUGGAGACAGAAACAGGAGAAAAAAAAAAAGGAAGAGAGAAGGGUUAAAUGAAAAGAUUCUGUCUCUGUGUUUCAUGAAAUGGGCAUCAAAAUCUGCAGAUUCAAGACCCUCCUCCUCCUCCUCUUCCUCUGCUUCUUCCCAGGUGCAAAUGCAAGGAGACAGCUUGAAGCGCAAACUCCCCAAAAGGACAUCACCACCCCAUUAGCCACUAACCCUACGGUGGGGGUCACACCCUCCACCAGCACCGUCGUCCCUGACUCGGACUCCGACUCUGACUCGGUCACGACCACUCCCUUGACCAUACCCAACCCACCUCCCCUCUACCCGGCCGCCAGCUGGUGCGUGGCUAGCCAGAACGCUCCCAAGUUGGCUCUGCAAGAGGCUUUGGAUUACGCCUGCGGGCUCGGUGGAGCUGACUGCUCCGCCAUCCAGGCCGGUGGUAACUGUUAUUACCCCAACACGUUGAAGGACCACGCCUCUUUCGCUUUCAAUAGCUAUUACCAGAAGAACCCUAUCCCAAGUAGUUGCAACUUCCGUGGAACUGCUUUUGCUGUCGGCUCUGACCCAAGUACAGGAUCAUGCCACUAUCCUUCUACGAGCACAAGUGCAUCAAUAUUGAACAUAACAAACGCAGAUGGGUUGGGGAUUUUCGGCGGAGUUCCAUCAAACCCUCCGUCUGAUUCCGAAGCUUCGAGUUUUAGACGUUUCUCCCCUGUGCUUUUGUUGACAUUUUUAACUCUUUGUUGUCUCCAAAGACCCUAACUGAACUGAGCUUUCUCUCUCUCUUGCUGUGUUUUAUGAAAGCAUGUUUCUUUCUACU
Messenger RNA from Tarenaya hassleriana, 1046 nucleotides. Its product is annotated as major pollen allergen Ole e 10. The transcript has 4 exons. Bases 305 to 988 code for a protein of 227 amino acids. The record is from RefSeq and is a predicted model, not a curated record. Lineage: Eukaryota; Viridiplantae; Streptophyta; Magnoliopsida; Brassicales; Cleomaceae.